Homarus americanus (American lobster) is the source of this 672-nucleotide messenger RNA. RefSeq names its product rhodanese domain-containing protein CG4456-like. Bases 119 to 493 code for a protein of 124 amino acids. The record is from RefSeq and is a predicted model, not a curated record. Gene Ontology annotation, cellular component: mitochondrion. Gene Ontology annotation, molecular function: thiosulfate-cyanide sulfurtransferase activity. The transcript is spliced from 4 exons. Lineage: Eukaryota; Metazoa; Arthropoda; Malacostraca; Decapoda; Nephropidae.
AACACCGCCCCUCACAACACAGGCGAUACGUCGUCACCUGAGUUCAGUGUUUCAUCAUCACCGUUGCUUGACGCUUCCUAAGUGUGUGAGCUCCCGUGUACAGCAGUCUAUCACAGCUAUGACAACUAUCAACUAUGAGGAGCUGUCGGGCUGUCUAUCCGAGGUGAGGAUAGUAGACGUGAGGAAGAGAGAGGAGGUGAAGGAACAGGGACAGAUACCAGGAUCACACGUCUUGCCUGUACAGGAGCUGGAAGAAUCAUUGAGUCUAAGUGAGGACAACUUCAAGACUAAAUACGGGUUCCCUAAACUCAGCCCACAAGACCCCAACCUCGUGAUUAGUUGCAGGUCUGGUAGGAGAGUUGGUCUAGCCCAGGAGGUGCUCAAUACCAAAGGCUUCACCAAACACAAGUUGUAUUAUGGAUCCUUCCUCGAUUGGACAGAGAAGGGAGGUUCCAUCAUCAAGCCCGGGGAACCUUACGAGCCACAGGAAUAACACACAUACACCGGGUCGACCCAAGUCCCCAAGAAUGAGGUUUUCACUGGACGUUAGAAUUUGAAGACUUAUUGUGUUUAAUUGGACUUUGUGGACUUAAGGCUUACCAAAACAUCAACACCAUCACGAACAAACGUAACAUUCCCCUACAAACUAAAGACUGAGUUUAGGCUGUCCCU